AUGGCUCCUGGAAAUGGCCGCGAUUUCAACUGCUCUUGGACGGAUUGUGGCAAGUCAUUUAAUCGCAAGUCCGACCUCUGUCGCCAUUAUCGGAUACACACCAAUGAGCGACCCUACCAUUGCACAGUGAAGGAUUGCAACAAGAGCUUCAUCCAGCGCAGCGCUUUGACCGUCCACUCCCGGACCCACACCGGCGAGAAGCCCCAUGUGUGCGACCAUGAAGGCUGCCAGAAAGCUUUCUCAGAUUCAUCGAGUCUCGCCCGUCAUCGACGAAUUCAUACGGGCAAGCGACCAUACAUUUGUCAAGAACCCACUUGCGAACGAAGCUUCUGUCGCAAAACCACUCUCACGAAACACCAACACCGAUCGCAUCCUCCUGGUUCCCUCACUCGCCCAUCCUCGGAAGAUGCGACCUCGGAGCACUCCUAUCACCACCAGACGCCCGUGACGGUAUCGAUCCCAAACGGGAAUGAUCAGUACCUCCUUGCGCAACAACCAUACUACUCGCAUUCCGCAACGCCCAACCACGAGUUUUACUCGCCACCGAGCGUCCAGAUGAACUCGGUCCCCGUGCAUGAAGGCGCGCCUCCGAUUGUCACGCAAAACGUGCCCGUUACCUCGGCCAUGCCUAUGCCGCAUGCCCCACAACAUGCACCGCCCCAUCACCCACAACAGCAGCAGCAUCAGCAACAGCAACAACAGCAACAACAACAAUAUAUGCAGAUGAUGCAGCAGCGCUACGAGACGACUCCGCGGGCUAACUAUAUGCCUCACGAGUACCACCAACCACCAUUCCCAGGCCACCAGAUACCAGAGGGACAACCGAUGAUGGUGGGAUACCAUCCUAAUUUCCAGUAUAAACCCCCAACCCGGAUCUUGAACCAACCGGAGGGCACUGACUGGGGUUUUUUGGGAGUAGGUUAA
Messenger RNA from Penicillium cataractarum, 924 nucleotides. RefSeq names its product putative C2H2 finger domain protein. Gene Ontology annotation, biological process: regulation of transcription by RNA polymerase II. Gene Ontology annotation, molecular function: DNA-binding transcription factor activity, RNA polymerase II-specific; RNA polymerase II cis-regulatory region sequence-specific DNA binding. Bases 1 to 924 code for a protein of 307 amino acids. The transcript is spliced from 4 exons. The record is from RefSeq and is a predicted model, not a curated record. Lineage: Eukaryota; Fungi; Ascomycota; Eurotiomycetes; Eurotiales; Aspergillaceae. Gene Ontology annotation, cellular component: PcG protein complex; transcription regulator complex.